Messenger RNA from Seminavis robusta, 1434 nucleotides. Lineage: Eukaryota; Bacillariophyta; Bacillariophyceae; Naviculales; Naviculaceae. The record is from the annotation of a GenBank genome assembly.
UUGAAAGUAACAUCAUCGCAACACCACCAAUGCUUCUUCGGGUAACAGGAUCGUCCCAGGUCCAACAAUUCUUGAUCCCACUAACUCAGUCUAUCUAUACCUUGAUCGAUGCCAACAUGGUGCGAAAGAUCCCAAUCCCUUCGGCCCUGAUUGUCCGGGGAAUGAAUCUGAUCUAUACGGGUGCUUACAUCAUUCUCAAGCCCCUCGGACUUGCUCCUGCUGCCAAUGCCUUUCUUUCAGGUGGUCUCUUUGGAUUGCUCUUGCUCCCCGUGACGGCGAUUUACUCUAUUGUCUACAUUCUUCGCGAGUUCAUCUUGCCGGCGGAAGGACUCUGGCAUGAUGCCGUUAUCUAUUCCGUGUGGGGAUUUGUGGUGUGGUACCUUUUGUCCAUUAUCAUGGAUGAUGCGCAUUGCAGAGUGGACGACACUUGCUUUAGGACACCACAAAACCAUUUUGAUAGACAGGCUUAUGAACUAUUCAAGGAACUAUUUGACUAUUUCCCCAUCACAUGUGUACCCUACUCGGAAAAAGUAACACAACAAUUAGCCACCAUGGACAAGCAGUACGUGGCGGGAGUUCAUCCUCAUGGAAUUCAUUGCUUCCCAUUGACGUUGUUGGCAAGUCCGGACACUCCCUUUGAUCAACAAUUUCCAGGGCUGGUUUCUGGAUCUGCCAAAACACCCAAGCAUCCCUUUACUGGAUUGGCCGCCACCAUCAUGUUCAAAAUUCCAGUAGUACGAGAAUUCUUUUUGGUGUUUGGAUACAUUGACGCAAGUCGACACGUGGCAGAUGCUGCUCUAGAUGCUGGCAAGAGCAUCUUUGUAGUGACGGGUGGCGAAGAGGAAUCCAUGUAUGCCACAUCUACAGGCUCGGGAGGCCAAGAAGAUAUUCUAGUCUUGAAGAAUCGCAAAGGAUUUGUGCGGCUUGCCCUGAAGCACGGGGCCAGCUUGCUACCCAUCUUUGGAGUGGGCAACAAUGAUACCUUUGUACGAUACAACUUUGCCAUGGGCUUUCGACAAUGGAUCCAAAAGACGUUCAAGAUUGCCUUGCCCAUCUUUCAUGGACGAUUCUUCACUCCUCUUCCCUACCAUACACCCAUCAAGGUGAUUGUGGGAGAACCCAUUCAUGUCCCCAAACCGACAGACACCAAUGCCAAACCCGAUGAAAAAUUGGUGAAUGAGUAUCAUCAAAAGUACAUUGAAGCACUCAAAGAAAUCCAUGCCAAGUUUGCCGAUCGGCCUCUUCGGAUUGUAUAGGUGCCGCAUGAUGAUCAGCCGGGACCAGAUACCUUACUCCUGCAUGUGAUGGCCAAGUGUGGACCAUGGGGUGUUAUCAACUGGAUUGGUGCUUUUUGAACGUUAGUAGGAUGUAGAUCUACAUAGAACCAUAAUUCUUUAUAAGGACAUUAAGUUUUGAUCGCCUUGAUCAGAAAAU